AUGGGUUUCUUUGUUCCUUAUUCAAGUCUUUCAAGUUUGAAAGAAUAUAAAUAUCAAAGUGAAGACCGUUCUUUAGUCACUAAAUAUGUUUUGAAACCUUAUUGGCAAAAAUUUGCUCCAAUUUUCCCUGCAUGGAUGGCUCCUAAUGUGGUUACUCUAUUAGGUUUUGCAUUCAUUGUGAUUAAUUUUAUCACUGUUUUGAUUGUAGAUCCUACUUUGACUCAAGGUUCUCCAGGUUGGGCUUAUCUUUCCUAUGCUAUUGGUAUUUUCUUUUAUCAAACUUUCGACGCUUGUGAUGGUAUUCAUGCAAGACGAACUGGUCAAUCCGGUCCUUUAGGUGAAUUGUUCGAUCAUUGUAUCGAUUCUAUAAAUACUACUUUAUCUUUGAUACCUUUCUGCUCAGCAAGUCGUACCGGUUACACCGUCUUGUUGAUAUUGAGUCAAUUCACUUUACUAUUAAAUUUUUAUUUGAGUACUUGGGAAGAGUUUCACACUCAUAAGUUAUUCUUAAGUGAAUUCUCAGGCCCUGUUGAAGGUAUCUUAAUCAUUGCCGCCAUUUUCGUCCUUUCUGCUAUUUAUGGUGAUGAAGCUGUUUGGCAUUAUAAUCUAUGUACCAUUCCUAUCGGUUCAGAGCCAUUCAAUGUCGAAUUCAUUCAUUUCGUCUUCGUCUUCUGUACAUUAGGUUUAUUAUUCAAUACUUUAUCUGCAAGAAGAAACGUCAUAACUUAUUAUAGGGCGUCUACUCCUGAUAAGAACACAUGUGAUGCUAAGGUUGAUGCUGCUAUGAAGGGCUUGUUGCCAUUCUUUGUCUUCUUCUUCUCGGUUUUCACAGUUAUCAUUGUGGAACCUUCCUUCAUCACUUUACCAUUCGUUUUAACAAUUGGUUUAACCGCUGCUUUCGUAGUUGGAAGAAUUAUCGUAAGUCAUUUGACUAAGCAACCUUUCCCAAUGCUAAAUCUACCAAUGUUCAUUCCUUCUGUUCAAUUGAUUUUCUACAAUGUUGCUGUCUUCAUCUUAAGAAAAGAUCCUGAAGAGGUAGUAAAGGCCUUGGUGUGGUUAGGUUUAGGUAUCUCUUUUGGUACCCAUGCUUUAUUCAUUAACGAAAUUAUUUUCGAAUUCACCUCUUACUUGGAUGUCUAUGCUUUAUCCAUUAAACAUCCAAAGAAAGCCUAA
Molecule: messenger RNA, 1173 nt
Organism: Vanderwaltozyma polyspora DSM 70294
Lineage: Eukaryota; Fungi; Ascomycota; Saccharomycetes; Saccharomycetales; Saccharomycetaceae
Gene: CPT1
Product: diacylglycerol cholinephosphotransferase
Exons: 1
Coding region: 1-1173 (390 amino acids)
Biological process (GO): phospholipid biosynthetic process
Cellular component (GO): membrane
Molecular function (GO): phosphotransferase activity, for other substituted phosphate groups
Source: RefSeq, a predicted model, not a curated record